Messenger RNA from Caenorhabditis briggsae, 1842 nucleotides. RefSeq names its product Protein CBR-WHT-6 (gene Cbr-wht-6). The transcript has 10 exons. The record is from RefSeq and is a predicted model, not a curated record. Bases 1 to 1842 code for a protein of 613 amino acids. Gene Ontology annotation, molecular function: ATP hydrolysis activity; ATP binding; ABC-type transporter activity. NCBI's taxonomy places the organism in Eukaryota, Metazoa, Nematoda, Chromadorea, Rhabditida, Rhabditidae. Gene Ontology annotation, cellular component: plasma membrane.
AUGGCAACGGAAGAGACCGUAACUGACAAAAUACCAGAGGAAAUUGAAUGUACAGCUGUCUCGCCUGGCUACAGUACCCUUGGCGAUAUCAUUCCCGUUUCAUUGCAUUGGAAAGACGUCUCAGUAUCAACUGUGAAACAACAAAGAGAGCUGCUGAGAAAUGUGAGCGGAGUGGCUAGACCUGGAGAGCUUUUGGCGUUGAUGGGAGCCAGUGGAGCUGGGAAAACGACCCUUUUGAACAUGUUGAUGUGUCGAAAUUUGAAAGGAUUGAAUGCAGAAGGAAUGAUUACUGUAAAUGGACAGGAGAUGGGUGAUAAAAUCUCCACAAUAUCCGGAUUCGCUCAACAAGAGGAAUUAUUCGUUGGGACCCUCACAGUCGAAGAAUACCUAAUGAUCCAGGCGAAACUACGAAUCGAUGGAUCUUCCCAAUUGAGAGAAGAAAGAGUAACAGAUGUAAUGCACCAGCUGAAACUAUGGAAAUGUCGAGAUUCUCGAAUUGGAGUGAUAGGAGAAAAGAAAGGAAUCUCAGGAGGAGAAGCUAGAAGAUUGACUUUUGCAUGUGAAAUGCUUUCCAAUCCUUCACUUCUGUUUGCCGAUGAACCAACAACUGGAUUGGAUUCUUUUAUGGCUGAAAGUGUCAUUCAGAUUCUGAGAGGAAUUGCGAAAACUGGAAGGACCAUCAUCUGCACCAUUCAUCAACCGUCUUCUCAAAUUUAUCAAAUGUUCCAUAGAGUUAUUUAUUUAGCAAACGGUCGAACUGCUUUCCAAGGAACACCUCAAGAAUCAAUAGCAUUCUUUGAACAGUGUGGUCAUCGAGUGCCUGAUGAAUACAAUCCCAGCGAAUGGAUCAUUUAUAAGCUGGCAGUUCAACCGGGACAAGAAAAAGAAUCCAAUGAACGAAUUCAGGAGAUUGUGGAUCAUUAUGAAGAGAGUGAUCACCAGAAGAAAGUGAUGGGACAAUUGGAGGAUAUCAGUGAAAAGGGUCAACCACCUGCCAUGCAUAAAGCCAAUGUUUUUACGCAGGUUAAGGCGUUGAGUAUGAGAUGCGGUCUGGAUGUAUGGCGUGCUCCCCAACUGACAAUGGCAAAAAUCAUUCAAAAAAUCCUUUUCGGCUUAUUCAUCGGAUUACUGUACCUGAGAACAGAUUACAACGAGGAUCAUGGAAUUCAUAACAUCAACGGAGCACUGUUCUUCAUUGUUGGAGAAUACAUUUAUUCGACUUCUUAUGCAAUUAUGAUGUUCCUGAACAACGAGUUUCCACUGAUCGCUCGGGAGUAUCAUGAUGGAUUGUAUAAUCUUUGGACGUACUACAUUGCUCGAUGCCUAACUCUGAUGCCACUUUUCUCAACAGAUGGCUUGAUUUUUCUGUACAUUUGCUACUGGAUGAUUGGAUUGAACACUUCUGUGAUACAGCUCCUCUACGCCACCAUCAUCUCCCUCCUAGCCUGUCAAGCCUCCUCAGCUUUCGGUAUCGCAAUGUCUUGCAUCUUCCCAACCGCCCAGAUGACGUCAGUCAUGGCUAGUCCCCUUCUAGUCCUUUUCCGUCUUUUCGGUGGUUUCUAUGGUGAUACGGACACGUUUCCAGCGGCGAUCCGUUGGCUACAGUAUACCAGUAUGUAUAGAUUUGCCUUCGAAGGACUCGUCGUCAACCAAUGGUCCCAAAUCGAUCAAUUCCAUGAUGUCCCAAAUUGGAGUGAUACUAAAAGAGACGUGAUUUUCCGAUACUUCUCAUUCCAUCACUGGAUGAUUCCUGUGGAUAUCGUCGGGCUGAUUGUCAUUAGUUUUGGAUUCUAUUUGAUUGGAUUCGUGGCACUUUUGGUUCGAAUGAAGAAGGCACGAUAG